Coffea eugenioides is the source of this 2146-nucleotide messenger RNA. Its product is annotated as F-box/kelch-repeat protein At3g23880-like. The transcript has a single exon. The record is from RefSeq and is a predicted model, not a curated record. NCBI's taxonomy places the organism in Eukaryota, Viridiplantae, Streptophyta, Magnoliopsida, Gentianales, Rubiaceae. Gene Ontology annotation, molecular function: protein binding. The coding region runs from base 123 to 1058 and encodes 311 amino acids.
GCUGAAGCGAUAAACAACCACGUAAUAUUGGUUUCUGAGAUAACAUCCAGUACUCACCAAGAGCUCGAGCUAUCCUCAUCUGGCCUGCUGCUAUUGAUUGCCUUCGACUUCUUCAAGGUAAGAUGAAUAACGAAGAAAACCUUGAAGAUCAAACUUCAAACGCUACCACGGACAGCCAGGUUGCUAGAUCACAAGAUUCAGACCAAUCCAUCCUCCCAAACCUCCCAUUUGAACUCAUCACUGAGAUCCUCCUAAGGCUACCAGUCAAGUCUCUCUUGAAAUUCAGGUGUGUUUCGAAAUCUUGGCUUUCUUUGACCUUUAGCUCACGAUUCAUCAAAGCCCACCUCAAGUUGUCUGAUGAUGAUACGGAAUACACUCAUCACAAGGUCAUUUUACUUGAUUUAUCACAUGCUAUUGUCAAGUCUUGUUCUCUUCAAUCUUUUCUUGAUACACCAUCGGCUGAUCUUGCAACUGAUGUUUCACUCCCAGAGGAAUUAGUCAAGCGUUCAUUUUGUAUGGUGGGCUCUUGUGAUGGAUUGAUUUGCCUUGAGGCUAGGUAUGAUUUGUACUUGUGGAACCCUUGUACAAGAAAGUGCAAGAAAUUGCCUGGGCCUACUUUUGAAGGGAGACCUGGAUGGUUUUAUUGUGUCUACGGGUUUGGAUAUGACAAGUCUAGUGAUGAUUAUAAAGUAGUAGCCAUCUUAGCAGAGAGAUCAAAACUGGAUGGUAUAUACCGUGUCACGCAAGUGAGGAUUUACAGUAUAAGCACUGAUUCCUGGAGGAGUAUCGGAAAUUUUAGGGAAGGAGUAGAAUUGGACAAACCAGGAAAGCUUUUUAAUGGGAAGCUGCACUGGGUGGUACGUCCUUGCGUUGUUUCAAUUAAUUUAGAAAAUGAGAUGUGUGAGGAAUUUGAGCUGCCUUAUUACGGAGAACAUGGAAUUGAUCCAGCAUUAGGGGAAUUCGAAGGAAAGUUUGCCGUGCUCUGUCAUCAUUACCUUACUGUUGAUGUGUGGGUUAUGAAGGAGUACGGAGUUAAAGAGUCUUGGACCAAGAUCUAAUGUCAUAGAUGGAGAUGAUCUUUGGUAUAAAUUUUAUUCCCCACCACUAUUUUUUCAAAAGAAAAAUGGUGAAGUUGUUGUCUUACAUGGAUCGAUUCUGAUGGUAUAUGAUCUGAAAAAUUAUCCUGACAAUAACCCUCAACUUAAUAGAUUCCAUGGAUAUGCUGAAGCAAAUAUGUAUGUUGAAAGCUUGGUUCAACCGUGGCUUAUGAUGGACUAAGAGGAUAUAGCAGUGACAGUGGUCAAAGAGGCUAAUUGAACUAUUGAAGUAACUGCUUUAAGCAAUCUUAAUAUGCAAGUAAUCAUUGUAAGGAUCAUUCCCACAGAACUAGUUGUUUGUUCAACUCCAUAAAGUCGUCUUAGCAAUCUGGUAGAUAAUGCUUCUUGUCCUGAUCAGCUUCUUCUUCUAGUAGUUUUUGGUUGACUUGGCAAGUACAUCCUAUCUUGUUGCAAAUUUCUUUCUUGGUUGUCUUAUGUUUACAGGCUAAUUUGAGCUAUAAUUUGGGGCAUUCAUCGCAACGCAUAGAUCCGACUUGAUGCUCCUCUGUUGCUUGUGUUGUUACUCCCCGAUGUAAUAUGCUACAUCAGAGUUAAGAAUAAAGUUGCUAGUGGUUAAUAAUCAGGUCAGCAAUGUCCGAAGAAGAUGGUUAAAGUUCACCUCUGAUGCACCUCUGCUGCUGUCUCACACAUGUUCUUUUGGGGUAUGCUCAAUGCAGCAUGUUCAACUCAAUCUGCAGAUUUCUGAUGGUCACUUGGAGAAGGUGAUCAGAGUUUUAUUGUAUUGAGUUAGAUAAUUUUGCAAUGCAGAAGAAAAUGAAAUCCCUCUUGAGUCAUUGUUUGAGUCCCUCAAAGUCUCAACUCUAUGAUCUUGUAGCUUGAUAAUCUGCUGGUCCAUGUGAAGUUCCUAAUACAGAACCCAUAAUAAUGCUUCCAAAUUGUUGCUGCAGAUUCGUGUGGAGAUUCCUGUCUCCAGCUUAAACAUUUGUAGUACAUUAUGGUAUCGAAACCAUUGGCAAUCAAAGAUUUUAGUUUGAAGAUUGGUAAUUGACAGGAAGAUACUUCAUUGUAUCUAUUUUAUGGUUUGCACA